This is a messenger RNA of Achroia grisella, 652 nucleotides long. RefSeq lists its product as uncharacterized. The record is from RefSeq and is a predicted model, not a curated record. NCBI's taxonomy places the organism in Eukaryota, Metazoa, Arthropoda, Insecta, Lepidoptera, Pyralidae. The transcript is spliced from 3 exons. The coding region runs from base 1 to 402 and encodes 133 amino acids.
AUGGGCGCGCCGGUGCUGGGGGCUCGGCCCCCGAGCCACGUGGCUUACUACGUGGCGCUAGGUGGCGUCGUCGUCCUCUUGUUACUACUCUGCUGUUACUUCUUCUAUUUUUGCAUAAAGAGGGUCAAAGAGCUGGCACGGCAAGAGUACUCCACGCCGGCACCGUCGCCACCACGGCCGAGACCACCAGGUCCACCAGCUACCACCUCUUAUCCUGUACAACCAGUGGUACGCGACAGCGCAUCCGCGAUGGCCAAGCUGUGUCGCCAGCUACCGUCGCAGCCAGUGGGAGGGACGGUGUACCCUACGACCAGCUCCCCGACACCACCACCGCCAGUCAACAAGCUACCAGCACCUAUCAUAGCUCCGCUGCCCACCAUCAACGAGCCUGCUGCUCGGUAGAUGGUGACCUGGACACGUAGCUGGGUAACCGAGCUUCGAUAUUUUUAUUUUAUAAAUGCAGUGCAAUUGAUAAUACCACAUAUAAUAUAUGAUAAAAAAAUUGCGAUGUGGUUGAUUUAUAUGCGGUCGAAAAGGAAGCGUAUUGAGAAGUAUACCUGUGAAAUCUCUCGAGAAUUUUCUAAAAGGUCUUGUCCUGUCUAGAACCAACAAGAUUUUAUGAAAUACUAGCUUUUGCCCGCGGGGGAUAAAG